Molecule: messenger RNA, 1423 nt
Organism: Mangifera indica (mango)
Lineage: Eukaryota; Viridiplantae; Streptophyta; Magnoliopsida; Sapindales; Anacardiaceae
Product: WAT1-related protein At3g28050-like
Exons: 8
Coding region: 192-1253 (353 amino acids)
Cellular component (GO): plasma membrane
Molecular function (GO): transmembrane transporter activity
Source: RefSeq, a predicted model, not a curated record
UUCACCGUCUAGCCAAUAAUAAUAAUGGAAGGUUGAACAAUACAUUUCAAUGGCUCCUAUGCUCUGUUCAUAAUAUCUCAAACACUAUCCUUAGAAGCUUUUCUUCUUUGGGUAUUUUUCCACGGAAGCAGAUAGUCAUUUAAUAGUCUAAGAUCAAUUUUUCCCCAACAUCUAUCUAGAGGGAAAGAGUGAUGGGAGUGAAGUCAUUUGUGGUGAAGUUGCUGCCGUUUGUGGCGAUGGUGGCUGUUGAGACCUUUGCUGUUGGUCUUACAACACUCAGCAAAGCAGCUAUGUCUACAGGCUUGAGUCAUUUCGUCUUUGUUGUCUACUCAAAUGUUAUUGCUUCUCUCAUACUCCUCCCAUAUUAUUUUAUCAUAAUCAGGAGAAAGGGACCUCCACUGACCUUUUCUUUCCUUUGUAAAGUCUUUCUCCUCACUCUGGUGGGGAUUACUUUGAUGCAGAAUUGUGUGACCACUGGUAUCAACUACAGCUCUCCUACUCUUGCUUCUGCAAUGGGCAACUUAACACCAGCAUUCACUUUCUUGCUUGCAGCUAUCUUCAGGAUGGAAAAGUCGGAUUUUAGAAGUUUAGGAAGCCAGGUCAAAAUAUUGGGCACUUUGGUGUCAAUAUUAGGAGCAUUGAUUGUAACCCUUUACAAGGGUCCUGCAAUAGGCGCUGUGCCUCAGCUUCAACCAUCUUCCUCAACUGUCGUGACCACAACAAAUGAUUGGGUCAUUGGGGGCAUUUUCCUUGCAACUGCUAGUUUAUCAGUUGCUAUACUGAACGUUUCUCAGGCAGCAAUUCUUAAAGGAUAUCCAUCAGAGAUGACUCUAGUCACCUUCUGCUGCUUCUUUGGCACCAUUCAGUGUACAAUAAUUUCAUUGAUUGGGGAGAGAAACCCAGAUGCAUGGAAAAUUAGGCCUGAUAUUGAGCUCAUCUCUGUCGUAUAUGCAGCAGUGUUUGGGAAUUUGGUGAUAUGUGGUGUAACAGCAUGGUGCAUACGAAGAAAAGGACCUGUGUUUGUUGCCAUGUUCAAGCCUGUGGGGAUUUCUAUUGCUGCCUUUAUGGGUGCCAUCUUCCUUGGUGACACACUCCAUAUUGGAAGUGUUAUAGGAGCAAUUAUAAUUGUUGUGGGUUUCUACGGUGUGAUAUGGGCACAGUCCAAAGAAGAAGAGAGUAAAGGUGAAAAAUAUGACAGACAACAGGUAUCUUCGCAAAAGACCCCUCUCUUAGAGAGCCACAUAAAUGUUUAAACUAAUGUAAUAAGUCUCUGCUGUUCAACUUUAAUUUGGGAAAGCAUGAACAGCUUUCUCACUAGUUAACCUGAUUUGUGCAUACCGUGUAAGUUCAAUUCUGAUGAAGGCUUGGGUUAGCUAGACUGUCUGGUAAAAUUUAUGAAACGUAUUCCAGCUUCUUUAGGCCA